Camellia sinensis is the source of this 1704-nucleotide messenger RNA. NCBI's taxonomy places the organism in Eukaryota, Viridiplantae, Streptophyta, Magnoliopsida, Ericales, Theaceae. The record is from RefSeq and is a predicted model, not a curated record.
UCAGAAACAUCUAAAUCCAAACGCGGGCGAGGUCGAACAAUCACGCGGACAAAGAAAGAAAAAGAAAAUAAAGUGGAGAAGAGAAGAGAAGAGGAGGAGGGUUUCUUUUCUUAUCGUUUUUGCGCUCUGAUACUGGGCGAGAAUGGACGAAUCCGAACUAUUAGAUGAUAGAACCGUUAUCAAUUUAUAAGCUGCGAAUCGUGGUAGAUUUCAAAUACUUGUCCUUUUCAAUAAAUUGGGGGUUUUGCAUUUGGAAAUUCCGGUAUAUGAUGCUUUGUUCUGCAUUGAGAAGUCAGAUACAGUCAUGGCUUCGUGAUUAUGAUAAGAUUCAAUACCUCGCUGUGAUUUUCAUUUACAUUCAAAUUGGUUGUGCACUGAUUGGAUCUCUGGGAGCACUGUACAAUGGAGUCUUGCUUAUUCAUUUGGCAAUUGCAUUGUUCGCUUUAGUUGCAAUCGAGAGUAGCAGUCAGAGCCUUGGCCGAACCUAUGCUGUUCUUCUCUUCUGCACAAUUUUGCUCGACAUCUUUUGGUUCAUUCUCUUCACACAUGAAAUUUGGAACAUGUCUUCUGUGAUGUAUGGGGCUUUUGUUAUCUUUUCAGUGAAAAUCACAUUAUCCAUGCAAAUCAUUGGGUUCUUCGUGAGGUUAUUGUCCUCAUCAUUAUGGGUUCAGAUGUACAGAUUGGGUGUUUCAUAUGUAGACAGUUCAGCUCCUCGAGAAACUGAUUUUGAUAUGAGAAAUAGUUUUCUAAGUGCUGCAACUCCUGCUAUAAAUAGACAUUCCUCUGACUGCGAUGACGUUUUAGGAGGCUCUAUAUAUGAUCCAGCAUAUUACUUUUCUCUCUUUGAAGAUGGUCCAGGCAAUGGUCAUUCAUGUGGGGGUUGCAAUCAUGGCAUUGGUCAAGGAGGGUCUACAUCUGCUGAUGACGGGGCUUUUCUACUGAAGCCAUCCGAAGGAAGAUAUUCUCAGGUUAUAAAGGAUGAGAAUGUAAUAAGCAAGUUUCAGAGUGUUUGAAUUGGAGCAUUUUGUUGGUGAAGUCUUUUUUUUCUAGUUUUCAAACAUUAUUUCUAUACUCUCAAUUCAGCCAGGUAUGAAAGUGAGCUUUGUACAGUCAGUCACUCAGUUGUGGCAUUCUUUCCGGGAGAAAAGAAAAGAAAAGAUGCUGAUCCCAAAACCGUAAAAGGAGAACCUCAUGUCUUGUCCUCCUCCUCUUGACAUCUAAGGAUUGUGAUGAUGUCGAAGUUUUUUGCUAUAUGUGGAUGCAGUACUGUCAAUUGUCAAUCUACAACAAUGUAACAUUACUGCUAGACUCUCUGAAGGUUUGUGAGCUUGGGGGUUUCCACUUGAACAGUAGACAAACUCUUAGCUCGCUCACUCACUCACUCACAUUGAUGGAUAUGUGAGUGGCAUUGGCAUUGACCUGUUGGCUGCUCACAACACAACACAAGCAAUGCAGUUUUGGUUCAUAAUUGGUGUUCCUGUCUGUUAGUUGGCUUGGGUUGGCUUGGCUGUAGUAGGUUAAGUUAGCAUGGUCAACAUAGUUGGUUCCUAUUUCAUUAUUAUAUAUGUAUUUUCAGGAUAUUAGAGUUUGCUAGGGAUGAGUAAUUGAGUUAAUAUUGUAGGAGUAGACAUUCUUAUGGGAUGAUUUUUGAAUAUUGGAAUUAUAAUUUAUCUAGAAAUAAUCUGAAAAGGUGAUUGGUAUGUA